AUGACAUCCCAAGUUGCUGGUAUGCAACUUGCAACUUGCAGGUAUGCAGCUUGUAUGGAUGCUACUUGGUGCGGCCGGCGGGCGCUGGCCUCGCUGGCGGCUGUCUCCGUGUGCCUGUGCUGCCUGGUGGCGGCGCGGCUCGCCGUGGCCGGCAGCGCGGGCCGCGCAGCCUUCUCCAGGGCGGACAACCCGGCGCGCGGCGCGCCGCGGCUGCUCACGCGCUGCCUCACGCUGGGCUACGCGCCCGCCUUCUGCUGGCUGCGGCUGCUGCUGGCGCCGCACGCGCUCUGCUUCGACUGGGGUGGGGUCAUCCGCGCCGCCCCCUCCCCGCCACGGCAGGGCGCCGGCGAACACCCUCCCCCUCUCCGUCAGCAAGAGGGCCAGAACUGCCAGGCAGCCAGUCACCGCUGCUGUCACCAGCGACGUCACCACUCCUGCCAACAGCAACAGCAACAGCAACAGCAUCAGCAGUCGUGGCUCACCACUCUGCACCUGCUCCAGCCUCCUCAUUCCACAGAUAAAUCUCUUUCCUCCUCUGAGGAGAUCCACAUGCAUGAGCAGUGCAAUCUGAGCGACCCAGACCGGUGCUCGGUGCCAGGCCGCGCGGCGCUGCUGGUGUCCCUGUCGCUGCUGGUGCUGCCGUACGUGCCGGCGAGCAACGCGCUCUUCUACGUGGGCUUCGUGGUGGCGGAGCGCGUGCUCUACCUGCCCAGCGCCGGCCACUGCCUGCUGCUCGGGCUCGGCUGGGCGCGCCUCAGGUCUGCCACCUCUGCCGGCGGCGGCCGCCUGCACAAACUGCUGCUCGUCGCGCUCGCCGUCACGUUGGCCAGCCUGGGCGCCCGCACCGUCGUGCGGAACCGCGACUGGCGCGACGAGGAGAGCCUCUUCCGGUCCGCGCUACACAUCAACCCGCCCAAGGCUUAUGGCAACCUGGGUUCAGUGCUGAGCUCCGCCGGCCGCCUGCAGGAGGCGGAGUGGGCGCUGAGGCAGGCGCUCAGGCACAGGCCCAACAUGGCCGACGUCCACUACAAUCUGGGCAACUUACUGGCGCGGCUGGGGCGCGUCGAAGAGGCGGAGCGCAGCUACCGGACGGCCAUCCAAUACCGACCCUCCCUGGCGGUGGCUUACGUGUCGCUGGGCCGCCUGCUUGAGGCGAUGGGUCGGCGCCCGGAGGCGGCGCAGCUGUACGCCCAGUGCGCACGGCUCAGCAGCGAGGGCCUGCGGGACCCCGCCGCGCACGAAGCGGCCACUGUGGCGGCAGGACGCCGACUGGCGCAGUUGCUGCAUGCCGCGCCAGAGCUCGACACCGGCGCCACCAAGGCCGCCGACAGAGACCUCUACCGACACGCUGCGGCGGCGCCGCACGGGCCCGCUCAACAGCUACUUCCAGAGUUGUGA
Molecule: messenger RNA, 1398 nt
Organism: Schistocerca nitens (vagrant locust)
Lineage: Eukaryota; Metazoa; Arthropoda; Insecta; Orthoptera; Acrididae
Product: protein O-mannosyl-transferase TMTC2-like
Exons: 9
Coding region: 1-1398 (465 amino acids)
Biological process (GO): protein O-linked glycosylation via mannose
Cellular component (GO): endoplasmic reticulum membrane
Molecular function (GO): mannosyltransferase activity; protein binding
Source: RefSeq, a predicted model, not a curated record